AUGCUAUUCCUUGCUCGAAGAGCCGCUGGCAGCGGGGCUGUCGCAGCGUCCAGGGGACUCUCGGGGUUCCGAUCUGUAUCGAGAAGAAGUCUGCUGUCGACCCUCGCCAUUCUGGAGCAGAGAGAAGGUCAAUUGAACCAUGGCUCACUGAGCGCCAUCACAGCAGCAAAGAAGCUGGGAGGAUCCAUCCACGGCUUUGUAGCGGGAAGCAACAUCAAGGGUGUUGCCGAUGAGGCGGCAAAGGUUGAAGGUGUUGAGAAGGUCAUUGCAGUCGACAAUGCCGCGUAUGACAAGGGUCUCCCCGAGAACUUCGCACCGCUGUUGGUCGAGAACAUCAAGAAGGGCGGCUACACCCACAUCAUCGCUGGACACACUGCCUUUGGAAAGAACUUGAUGCCCCGCGUUGCCGCCAUGCUGGACUCGCAGCAAAUCUCCGACAUUACUUCGAUCGAGGGUGAGAACACCUUCGUCCGCCCAAUCUACGCCGGCAAUGCCAUCGCGACAGUAGAGUCAUCCGACGAGAUCAAGGUUAUAACCAUCCGAGGCACGGCCUUCCCCGCGGCCGAAGUUGCUAGCGGCUCAGCUACGGUGGAGGAUGGCGUUGAUCCCAAGUCUGACUCUGCUACUGAGUGGGUGUCAGAAGAUCUUGCCAAGUCAGACAGGCCGGACCUUGCUACCGCUGGGAGGGUUGUCUCUGGCGGCAGAGGCCUCAAGUCUAAGGAGGAGUUCGACAAGGUCAUGCUGCCCCUGGCCGAUUCUCUGGGUGCUGCUGUUGGCGCCUCCAGAGCCGCUGUUGAUAGCGGGUACGCUGAUAACAGCUUGCAAGUUGGACAGACUGGCAAGGUCGUUGCACCUCAGUUGUACCUGGCUGUUGGCAUUUCAGGUGCCAUCCAGCACUUGGCUGGUAUGAAGGACAGCAAGGUCAUUGCCGCCAUAAAUAAGGAUGCUGAUGCCCCUAUUUUCCAAAUCGCGGACGUUGGGCUCGUGGGAGAUUUGUUCGACAAGGUGCCAGAACUGACCGAAAAGAUCAAGCAAUAA
This is a messenger RNA of Colletotrichum abscissum, 1038 nucleotides long. RefSeq names its product electron transfer flavoprotein domain-containing protein. Gene Ontology annotation, molecular function: flavin adenine dinucleotide binding; electron transfer activity. The transcript has 2 exons. Gene Ontology annotation, biological process: fatty acid beta-oxidation using acyl-CoA dehydrogenase. The coding region runs from base 1 to 1038 and encodes 345 amino acids. The record is from RefSeq and is a predicted model, not a curated record. Lineage: Eukaryota; Fungi; Ascomycota; Sordariomycetes; Glomerellales; Glomerellaceae. Gene Ontology annotation, cellular component: mitochondrion.